AUGAAGUUCGAGGAGCUCGACCAACUCAGCAAGUACGAGCUUGUGGGCUCUGUCAACCGCAACAUUCUCCACGAGCUCGCCCAGCUGAAGCUGACCAUUGCCGAGCUGGAGGAGACCUGUAUUGCCCGCUUCGGCUUUGACGGCCAGUACCACCCAGACUCUGCCUACGGCGUCGACGAGGCCGCACGCUUUGCGCCCGACCGCGAGCACGAUGCUCGCCGACCGAUCCCCGGCUCGUGGUCUUCCAAGGGCAAGGGCAAGGGCAAGGGCAAGGACAAGUCAAAGUCCAAAAAGUCCAAGGACAAGUCCAAGAAGAAGUCGCGCUCGUAA
Thecamonas trahens ATCC 50062 is the source of this 330-nucleotide messenger RNA. RefSeq lists its product as uncharacterized. NCBI's taxonomy places the organism in Eukaryota, Apusomonadida, Apusomonadidae. The transcript has 2 exons. The record is from RefSeq and is a predicted model, not a curated record. The coding region runs from base 1 to 330 and encodes 109 amino acids.